UUACCAAGGCAUUGCUCUGCGUACUGGAUCGUUCACCGGGCAGAGCAAGACACGAUGCAGACAGAAGCCUCGACGUCGUCUACUCCGUACGAGCCACCAAAAGUCGGCUGCCCCAUCAAUGAACUCCCUACUGAACUCCUUUCACACAUUUUCUACCUCGGGACGUUAGGCAACGACCCCGAAGAGAUCCCCGAGGACGAAUGGGAGACUGACGAAGAGGGAGAUAUCGAUGGCGAGAAUGGCAAGCCAUCAACAGAGGGCACUGAGAUGAUCGUCGAGGAAGACGAGAUCAUUAAGCAAGACACGGAACGACUUUACGCUCCUGUCUUGUCCUUCCCUGUCCUCGUAUCGCAUGUCUGCCGGCGCUGGCGGGAUGUCGCGAUCAACGAGACACCUGCUCUAUGGACCUCGUUGGAUUUUCGUGAAGGCAUGCCAUUCGACAAGUCGGCCGAGUGGAUAAAACGCUCCAAGGGCUGUCCCUUAGACAUUGACAUUGAUUGUGGGUACCCAGAAGAGGAGGACGACGACGACGACGACGAUGACAUGGAUGCCGCGCCUCGCCACUCUAUGACCGACCUUGCGCACAUCUUCGCACUCAUUAACCCGCACGUUGACCGUUGGCGCACCCUCCACCUGUCCGUAGAAGAAUACGGCUACAUGCACCUCGCCCUUGUGACGCUCGCGCGCCUCCCACCUGCUCCACAGCUCGAAGUGUUCCAGCUUUAUCAUUACGAGGAGUCGCAGGACAAUGCGGCUUUCUCACCUCCCGAACUGAAGGAGCCGCGUUACCUCCCGUUCGGUGGACAUGCGCCAAAACUGCAUACGGUUUCCUUGUGGGGCGUGCACCUCGACUGGACAGCUGCGCUUGGGAUGCUCUCCGGUCUGACCGAUCUCGAACUUGCGUGGACAGCAGUCGACGUAAGGCCAAGCUAUGCCGAAUUCGUCGCUCUGCUACGUGCGUCACCCAAUCUCGUCAACCUUUCGCUGUGCCAGUCGGGACCCGCGGGCGAAACGGAGCAGGAUUGGAUCAACUCCCUGCUCGAAAAGGAAGACGGUGAGGGGCGUGCUCCGACGGUAUUUUCGGACGAGACCGUUGUGCUUCCCUCCGUCAAGAGCCUCCUUCUCGCCUUCCAGGAACCCGAGUACUCCUGCGCCCUCCUCCGUCGGCUGUUCUUCCCCAGUCUGAAGGAGCUCACGCUCGAUUUCGACGACAUGGAUUACAGCGCGCUCAUCGAGCAGCUUUGCAUGCGUUACCCGCAGUAUGGGUCCGCGUCCGCCCCGAGUAGUCUGCUAAGCGGAUUGGAACAGCUCAAACUGAGCGGGUUGAACGCGAACGAGGCCGCGAUACGUGCGACGCUUUCCGAGCUGCGGAACCUGAAGAGCAUCAACCUCAACCUGGAGCACCUUGACAUAUUCUGGAUCCUCGCGUUGGGCCAUCCGAUCGGCACGACGUUCCAGCUCCUGCAUCCGCAAGGCGAACCCACAGUGGUCGCUCCCAAUCCCGCUUCCCUUUCCAAACCUUCCACGUCCUCCAAUACUCCUAGCAGCGGCCCGGCAGAAGAAUCGCGACAGGUGACGGGAAUGUACUGCCCGCUCCUCGAGCAGAUAUACGUCAGUGGUCUCGACGGGACGAAGAUGCGCGCAUUCGUGGCGGCACGGAGUAGGAACGGCGCGCCCCUGAAGCGCGUGUACAUGAACAAGGAAGAUGAUAUCGAGACGGACGACGAGGAAUGGUUGCGUGAGAAUACGCAGGCGUUCGACUACUUCAGCGGGAGCGAGGACGACGACGACGUUGUCGAGGUGGUGGAUAUGGAAAGCGUCUUUGACGAAAGCGAGGAGGAGCAGGAUAUGCAACAGGAUGUGGAGGUCGUGGAAGCGGCCGGGGAUGACGAUGAGUGGGUGGAUGAAGCGUGAUGCUUCUAUUCUGUAUCAGCAGAGGGUAAUGGGAGACGGGCGGAGUAACCACAAAUUAUAAUAAAC
Molecule: messenger RNA, 1980 nt
Organism: Punctularia strigosozonata HHB-11173 SS5
Lineage: Eukaryota; Fungi; Basidiomycota; Agaricomycetes; Corticiales; Punctulariaceae
Exons: 2
Coding region: 55-1914 (619 amino acids)
Source: RefSeq, a predicted model, not a curated record